AUGGGACCCUCACACCAGCCCCCUGGUGCCUGCAAGCUGCUGGUUCUGCUGCUCUUGCCUUGGGUAAGUGUGCAAGCAACACAUCCCGACUGCUCCGUCAUUCUCUGUUUCCAAGAUCAAGAGGCUGAAUGUCUGAGGGUUAUCAAGAGUGAAAGCCAAACCCUAGGCUCCCCGGAGCACCCUGGGCAGCAAGGCUGCCUGACAGAGUGGGAUGGAGUGAGCUGCUGGUUGGCUGUGCCUGUUGGCCAGUCCCAUGCUGUUGCCUGCCCUGACAUCCACCACGUCUUCAAGAAGUCCAAAGCUCUGAUCCGAAGGAACUGUACAGAGUCAGGAUGGAGCUUUCCCAGCCCCCCCUACUACAAUGCCUGUGAGCUGGAGAUUGUCAGCAGCAAUGACACGGAGGCCAAGAAAAGCUACUUUGUCACCAUGAAGGUACUUUACACCUGCGGCUACUCCACAUCCCUCGCAGCCCUGCUCCUGGCCAUUGGUAUCUUCUCAUGCUUCAGAAAGCUGCAUUGCACCAGGAACUCCAUCCACAUCCACUUCUUCACCUCCUUCAUACUGCGUGGGGCUGCUGUGUUCAUCAAAGACUCCAUCCUCUUCUCGGAUGAGUCUAUCGACCACUGCACAAUGUCAACGAUGAACUGCAAAGCAGCCAUCACCUUCUUCCAGUACUCGGUCCUGGCCAACUUCUACUGGCUGCUGGUGGAGGGGAUGUACCUGCAGACCCUGCUGCUAUUCACCUUCACCUCCGACAAGAGGUACAUCUGGUGGUACAUCCUCAUUGGCUGGGGUGUCCCCAUGCUGACAGUGUGUGUGUGGGUCAUCACCAGACUUCAGUAUGACAACCAUGGGUGCUGGGAUGACUAUGCUAGCCUGUACUGGUGGGUGAUCAAGGCUCCCAUUCUCCUGGCCAUAUUUGUGAACUUCCUCAUCUUCCUCAAUGUCACCAGGAUCUUAGCACAGAAGAUCCGAUCUCCAGACAUCAGCAAAAACUACAAGCAGCAGUACAUGAGGCUCACAAAGUCCACGCUGCUCCUCAUCCCUCUCUUCGGGGUGCACUACGUGGUGUUCGCGCUCUUCCCUGAACACGUUGGUGUGGAUGCCCGGCUGUACUUCGAGCUGGUCCUCGGCUCCUAUCAGGGCUUCCUGGUGGCUCUGCUGUACUGUUUCCUCAACGGAGAGGUCCAGGCUGAGAUCAAGAGGAACUGGGGCAAGUGGCAGUCCAUGGAAAGCAAUGUCUUCAACCUGGUGACGCAAGAUUUCACAGCGUGA
This is a messenger RNA of Rhea pennata, 1275 nucleotides long. Its product is annotated as vasoactive intestinal polypeptide receptor 1-like. NCBI's taxonomy places the organism in Eukaryota, Metazoa, Chordata, Aves, Rheiformes, Rheidae. The transcript has 13 exons. Gene Ontology annotation, cellular component: plasma membrane. Gene Ontology annotation, biological process: cell surface receptor signaling pathway; adenylate cyclase-modulating G protein-coupled receptor signaling pathway. The coding region runs from base 1 to 1275 and encodes 424 amino acids. Gene Ontology annotation, molecular function: G protein-coupled peptide receptor activity; peptide hormone binding. The record is from RefSeq and is a predicted model, not a curated record.